AUGCCCAUAACCGAGAAGAAGCGGGUGGCGUCGUUGUCCCGAGGGUUUGGCAUUUCCGUGAUCGACACAGGGGACAGUAAGCAGAUGAGCACGGGAAAGAACCGGGUCGGCAGCCGUGGCCAGCAACAACAGCUGCAGCACAGUCCUGAGCUGCCUCGAGUGCAGACGUUGGUUCCUGGCGCAACCAGUCUAGACGACAUGGACGGCGAUGUCUCCAUAGUCAGCGAUUCGACCCUGUCGGAAAUUGUCAUAGACGGCGGAUCAAACGCAAGCACCAACGCAAACACUAGUGGAGGUGACAAGAACGAUUUGCGGAUCGACGUCUCUCUCUCGUCGUCCACUCUUCGGCGCUCGUCAUUCAACCAUCAGAAACAGCAGCAGCAGCAACAGCAGCAACAGCAACAGCAACAGCAACAACAGCAACAGCAACAGCAACAGCAACAAAAGCAACAGCACCAUAAUAACCCACAGCAAAUAAUCAGAGCCUCGGCAAUGUCACAAAGGUUUAGAUCAACACCGUCGUUGCACUCUCCAUCAAUGCCUUCAUCUAGCGUCACCUCCCCGACUCUGCUCCAAUCGCGGUCCAACACAAGCUCACCGUACCUGGCCCAGUCGAGACGAAGUCAUCACAACCUUCACUCAUACACAACCACGAGGCUUCCGUCCCGUCGCAGCUGCCAGCAGCUCACCAAAAAGCAAAAGGACAAGCUGUAUGAUGACGACAACGACACAUUCGAUGAUACUGAUAACGACAUCCUGAUGUACAACGUCCCCAUCGCCUCCACGGCGUCUCUUCGUCUGUUUCAGAACGGGAAUGCAUUAGAGUCCUCGGAAGCUCUUCGGAAAGCAUGGAACGAAUCGGAAUCUAACCUUAUCAUCCAGCCUUCCCCUCUUCCGGGUAAGUUGUCGGACUCCAUGACAGCCUUUACUAGCCCCUCCGAAGCAAUUCCGCCCCCAACUUCGUCCUCUACCGCUUCUACUCCUACCCCGACUUUGAGCUCGAUGACUGCACCCCCUUCUGCCACCACUACAUCUGCUGCCAUCACUGCCAUCACUGCUGCGUCUACCUCAGACCUUCCGAGAACCCCGACAACGGGACCAGGUAUGAAGUUCGAAAGCCCCUCGUUGAUGAAAAAUCCAUCAUACAGCACCCUCUCUCCAACAGCACAGCAGAUAUCAACCUUCUACGAGUUUUCGUCUCAUACCCAUGCUGAGGAAGAGUUAAGGAGACGAAAACAGCAGUCAACUCCGACGACGGCAGCACCGGGACUGACCUCUGCUCUCGACGAUUUGUCGAUGGCUUCAGCGGAAAAGCUAUCCAAGCUCUCCGUCACCAGACCAUCAUGGAUCCCACCCAAGGACCAGACUGAGCUGCAUCGGCACGAGAAAGAAUUCAAGAAAAUGAUCGAAAGAACGAGCAAGGAAGCGUUGAAGCAAUCCAGACAGCAGAUUAAACUGCAGCACGAGAGAACGAUUGCUAAUGCGAGGUUGAAUUACUUAUCAGAAAAGAAUUCAUUAACGUCGGCAAACUGCAACGAAGUCCGCAAAUACAUCCUCAUCACGGAAGUGAGUAGAAGCACAAAAUUUAAGCUUUUCCGUAAGAUGGUGUCUUACAAGCUCGGAGAGGGCGUCUUGUUGUCUCCUCCAUAUCAAAAGCAAGCGUCUUCGGACGAUAGCUUCGACGAAAACUUGGAAAAGCUUGACAUCCACACACUCUUAGAAUCUGUCCCCACAAAGCCAACACAUGACGAAAUGUCAUCUCUGCAAACGAUUCUGCAACCGCUUACGCGUCCGACGUCAUUAAAGGACGUUGACGUCAGCAAACUCCCGAAAAUCCCUGCUCUGCCAAUCCAAACUCUUUUGCCCCGGUUUGCCCGUAUCGCAUUGACGCUGCUCAGAUCAGGCUACUCCACCCCGCAGGUCCGUGACAUCAUCUACUGGCUGCACGCUGCCAUCUUCACAGUUAAAUUCAAAGAAACCUUCGCCAAGCUCCUCUCAAAACAGUAUGUACUGAAGCUUUUCAAGGAGUUCAAGGACGACUACUCCAUUUUGUCCGUUCCAACCGGUCUCGAUCUCAUCCUCGACCUCGACGAUUUCUACGUGACCAAGUGCAUUGAGUCGCUGAUAGUGUUCUGGGCCUUGGGUGGCGGACGUGGUGUCCGAGUCUUCGUCGCCAUUGUCAUCUGCGUAAUACGCGAGUAUCAUUUUGGAUGGAACAAUCUACAGGUGAUAUUCCAUUCAAAGGCCCACGUUUACCUCGGUGAUGGCGAAGAAAGUCAAGAGAAGUUUUUUGGACGUGCUUUGAGCUACUACACACUUAUAAAAUGA
Pichia membranifaciens NRRL Y-2026 is the source of this 2328-nucleotide messenger RNA. RefSeq lists its product as hypothetical. The transcript has a single exon. The coding region runs from base 1 to 2328 and encodes 775 amino acids. The record is from RefSeq and is a predicted model, not a curated record. Lineage: Eukaryota; Fungi; Ascomycota; Pichiomycetes; Pichiales; Pichiaceae.